GUGACCUGAUCAUGGCGUCGGCCGCUGCGGUGCGGUUCCCCUGGCUCUGGGCUCUGUGCUUGGCGCUGCGGUACCUGAGCCCCGUGCAGGGAGACUGCGGCUGUAACUCUGCACAGAGAGAGGGCAGCGCCCACAGCCACCACCAGGGGGCGGCCUUCAAAUACUCCCGAGAGGCAAAUAGUCCGCCAACCGGGGAGCCCGGAGCGGAACAGCCUGACAAUAUGGUCCUGCUGCCCUCAGGGGUAUUUACUAUGGGAACAGAUGAGCCAGGAAUCCCCCCGGAUGGUGAGAGUCCUGCGCGGAGAGUCCACAUUGACUCAUUUUAUAUGGACAAAUAUGAAGUCAGCAAUGCAGAAUUUAAGAAGUUUGUAGCAGCGACCGGUUACGUGACCGAGGCGGAGACGUUUGGUGACUCGUUUGUGUUUGAAGGUUUGAUAAGUGAAGCAGUGAACAGCGGCAUCGACAAGGCGGUUGCAGCUGCUCCCUGGUGGCUCCCGGUGAAAGGAGCAGACUGGAGGCAUCCGGAAGGACCAGACUCUGAUAUCCUGGAAAGACUGGAUCAUCCCGUUCUUCACGUGUCCUGGAACGACGCCUCCGCCUUCUGUAGCUGGACCGGGAAGCGCCUCCCAACCGAGGGCGAAUGGGAAUAUGCAUGUAGAGGUGGUUUGGAGAACAGAUUAUUCCCAUGGGGAAACACGCUGGAGCCGAAGGGUCAACAUUAUGCCAAUGUCUGGCAAGGAGAUUUCCCCAAUACAAACACCGGAGAAGACGGACACCUGCAGACGGCACCAGUAACAGCCUUCCCACCUAAUGGUUAUGGCCUUUACAAUAUGGUGGGGAACGUCUGGGAAUGGACAUCGAACUGGUGGAGCACCCAUCACACCGCCGACGAGGCGUACAACCCGAAAGGUCCGAGCUCAGGAAAGGACAAAGUGAAGAAAGGCGGGUCCUACAUGUGCCACAAGUCUUAUUGCUACAGAUAUCGCUGCGCCGCUCGCAGUCAGAACACCCCCGAUAGCUCCUCCUCCAACCUGGGAUUCCGCUGCGCCGCAAGUGUCAGAUAAUGCACCCUAACGGUAGGGGGCUCUGUGUGGAGAGCCAGCCUGGGGCAAGCUGACGCCAACCAGUCGGCACCAUGGACCAAUGGGAAGCACAAUUCACCUUCAUUUUGCCAUACAGAAAUCGUGUCAAUAAAUUUAUUUUGUGAUU
Molecule: messenger RNA, 1209 nt
Organism: Bufo bufo (common toad)
Lineage: Eukaryota; Metazoa; Chordata; Amphibia; Anura; Bufonidae
Gene: SUMF1
Product: sulfatase modifying factor 1
Exons: 9
Coding region: 12-1064 (350 amino acids)
Cellular component (GO): endoplasmic reticulum
Source: RefSeq, a predicted model, not a curated record